Molecule: messenger RNA, 1046 nt
Organism: Physella acuta
Lineage: Eukaryota; Metazoa; Mollusca; Gastropoda; Physidae
Source: RefSeq, a predicted model, not a curated record
CCUGUGGACCUGCAUGACGUUUUUAACGUUUUUUUUCGGCAAACAGUUCUUGUCCACUGGCCUGACCUACUACACCUCCCACCACCCCGGGGCUGACUCGGUCUUCCGGGUGUUCCUGGCUAUAAUUCUCUCAUCUCUUCAGUGUUCCAAUUGCUUUGUGAGGUCCGUCUUCACUAAACACAAGCUAGGCGUCAUAGGCACACUGUUAGGUUUCCUUCACUGCCUCGCCUCGUUAGCGCUCAACUACAGCGUGGCGUACCUGGAGCCGUAUUUAUCCAUAGCUGUAACCCUGUCGGAGCCAGUCAUCUUGAACCUCAUACGAGCCACAUACACCAAAAUACGUUUCCCCCACAUAACGAUCGUCAGCCAUCUUGUUUUAGUGUUUGGGCUCGUUUUAGUACUUUUAGAAGAGUUGAAACUCGAACGUCUCCACAUUGUCGGCGUCCUGCUCGCCCUAGCAACCAACGGAGUUUCCUCCCUUGGACUGUUCGUGCGGGAGUCGGUCCGGGGCUUCCACCCCCUGACCACGCCCUUCAGUCCCUGGCCCGUGGGGGCGGUCCUGGUGUGGGUGCUGUGCCAGCUGUGUGUUGCCGUGGGGGUCUACUACCUGGAGAAGAUCGAGACCCUCCCCUGGGGAACGGUGCACGCGGUCUGUAUGCUGGUGUUCUCGGGAGUUUGUCAUUUCGUCGGUGAUAUGAUCACUAUGUAUUUGUUGCCGAAGGUCAUAUCUGUUGACAAAGAACAAUUGUUGACCCAAGUUCAGCGGACCGUGACGAUGGGUCUCCUGUUCUUCACCGACCACUCCAGCCUCCACCAAUACCACCAGGCCCUAGGUUUUAGUCUGACAGUGUUUGGGGCCGUCACAUCCUCCGUCUGGAAUAAAACCACCAAGAAGAAAAAGUUGCCCGCUAAUUUGAAUUCAGAGAGUCGAACCUUGAUAACGUAUCGUAACGUCGAUCUCCUUCAGCUUAGAAAAGAUUUGUUUCAUGAAGACAGAGAUUCAAGUUUUUGUUCGUUAUCAAAGUAACAUUGAUUCGCGCCUGUAA